Pimephales promelas (fathead minnow) is the source of this 1085-nucleotide messenger RNA. Its product is annotated as trace amine-associated receptor 13c. Gene Ontology annotation, cellular component: membrane. Gene Ontology annotation, biological process: G protein-coupled receptor signaling pathway. The record is from RefSeq and is a predicted model, not a curated record. Gene Ontology annotation, molecular function: trace-amine receptor activity. NCBI's taxonomy places the organism in Eukaryota, Metazoa, Chordata, Actinopteri, Cypriniformes, Leuciscidae.
AUGGAUUUAUCUUCACAAGAAUACAAUCCCACUGAGUUUUGUUUUCCUGCAGUAAACAACUCUUGUCUUAAAGGCACACACCUUGUGUCCACUCAGACUGUGUUGUAUCUCAUAUUAGUGUUGGCGAUGACUGUGACUAUUCUUGGAAAUUCGGUGGUCAUCAUCUCCAUAGCGCACUUCAAACAGCUCCAGACUCCCACUAAUAUCCUGGUGAUGUCUCUGGCUCUCGCGGACCUGCUGCUCGGACUGGUGGUCAUGCCUUUCAGUAUGAUCCGUUCUGCCGAUGGUUGCUGGUACUAUGGAGAUGCUUUCUGUUUGCUCCACUCCACUUUUGACUUGUUUCUCACUUCUGUGUCUAUUUUUCAUCUCAUUUUUAUUGCUAUUGAUCGACAUCAGGCUGUGUGUUAUCCACUUCAAUACCCAACGAGAAUAACCAUAUCUGUUGCAUGGGUCAUGGUGCUGAUAAGUUGGAGCAUGGCUGCAUUAUAUUCAUAUGGUUUAUUGUACUCAAAAGCAAAUGUGGAAGGAAUGGAGGAAUUUAUUGCAUCCACAUACUGUUUGGGAAGUUGCACUCUGUUUUUCAAUGCAUUGUGGUCUGUUUUGGACACGUUACUAACUUUUUUAUUGCCUUGUUCUGUCAUGGUUGGACUGUAUGCAAGAAUUUUCGUAAUUGCAAGAAAGCACAUUAGAACUAUCGGUGAUGCAAAACAGCAUGAAAAUGAGACAACGUUUAAGAGCUCUCGACGAUCUGAGCGCAAAGCAGCAAAAACUCUCGGUGUGGUCGUGGGUGCCUUUAUUAUUUGCUGGCUGCCGUUCUUUAUUAACUCUAUGAUGGAUCCCUACAUCAACUUUUCCACCCCAGUUGCUCUUUUUGAAGCGUUUGUCUGGUUAGGUUACAUUAACUCAACCAUAAACCCUAUUAUAUACGGCCUUUUCUAUCCAUGGUUUAGAAAAACCCUUUCUCUCAUUAUAACAAUGAAAAUAUUUGAACCAAACUCGUCUGAUAUCACCGUUUUCACAGUUUGAUUGUAUUUCUAAUCUCACUAUGCAGCACAUGCUUCCUUUUGCAGAUCACAUAAAGUGCA